This is a messenger RNA of Fomitiporia mediterranea MF3/22, 978 nucleotides long. RefSeq lists its product as uncharacterized. The transcript has a single exon. NCBI's taxonomy places the organism in Eukaryota, Fungi, Basidiomycota, Agaricomycetes, Hymenochaetales, Hymenochaetaceae. The coding region runs from base 1 to 978 and encodes 325 amino acids. The record is from RefSeq and is a predicted model, not a curated record.
AUGGAAGACAGAAAUAAUCCUAUCAGUCAAGGCCUGCAGUCCAACGUUACGGCGCAACCUGUGGAGGUUUCGUCCAGCCAAGGAGACGUUGAAACUCGACCUUUCCCUAGGGUACCUCUCGAAAUUCGCAUCCUCAUCUUUGAACACGCUGCCUGUGAAUCUAAAGCUGCUGCUGCAUCUCUCGCGCUCGUGUCGAAGUUCUCGCGAGCUAUUGUGUUGCCGUUCUUGUUCCAUACACUCAUCAUCCAACAGAGAAACAGAACCUUUGAGCUCGUGCGAUUCUUGCGAGGACAACCCGACAUAGCGGUACAUAUUCGUAAUAUCUGGUGCAGACGGAGCAUAACAGAGGAUUGUGUGCUACCUUUAUCUUGCCCACAAUUGGAACGCAUUGCCAUCUCAAGUUGCUGUUUCAGUGCACUCUGUCACCUGGAUGUACGAGGACUUGGCCGCGCCUUUAAGGAAUUUAUUCCAUGGACAAUCGAAGGGCCGGCUUAUGCCUCCCCUCAUGAGCUGCUAAUAUUCCCUGGUUUCGUUGCUUGGCACAAUCAUGGUCUAAGAGGGUUUAUUGCGCUUUCCUCGCGACUGAACCGUCUCUGGUUAAGUCAAACUGUCCAACUUAAUGUUUUGCUCUAUCAUAAAAAUGCUGUGGCUGUUUUGUCGCACCUUACGCAUCUAGCAACACCUAUAGCCGGGCCCAACGCGGAAACCACGGUUCGGAAUGUAUUCAAUGCGUUUCCCGAUCUGACGAUGUUCGUUAUCAUGCCUCGGCUUCAAUACGAUCCAGGAUGUGUAACCCACAAUCUUCGGGGUUCCGAGGACGUGCGUUAUACGGAAGAACAAACGAUCAAGGACCUUCACGGCUCGUACGAUAAGCGGGUACACGUUUUAAACGCCUCAGGCCGGUUUACAGAAGACUUUCUGUUCUCGUUGUGGAAAGGACAAGAGUCUAAAAUUUGGGAUCCAAGGAUGUACCAGUAG